UAUAAAAUAAAAUUGUGCUUCACGUUGCAAACAGUUUGAUUUCAUAACACAGGACACAGGACUUUCUUUCUCUCUAUCUCUCUCUCUCUUGAGUGAAAUGAGUGACGCCAAAGCGAAGCGGACGUCAAAGUCAACGCGCAACUCGCCGCGUCUCUUUGAGGCGGAUGAGUUGGCGCCGCUUAUGCAACCGUUGCAACUGUUGCAAGCCAGGACUCAGACACAGAAGCAUCGCCCCAAGUCUGAGAUACUGCGUGAACUGAGACGUUUGCGUGCCACGUCCACAAGCCUCGACGACGAAGAGAAGGAGAAGGAAAGGGAAAAGAAGGCGCAACAAACAGGAAUAAAUGUGAAACCUUUGCGAACGCUGGAACAGCUCGAUGCACUGCGUCUGACGCGGCAUCGCAUCAAGCAGCUGCUCGACUGCAGCAGCUUCGAUCAGGUGGUCAGCAAUUGUUUUGUGCGUCUCAAUGUGAGUGCCCCGAAUGCUCCGCCCGAGUAUCGCAUUGCGGAAAUCGUGCUCGUCGAGCAGCUGACAGAGGGUUACUACGUGGACAAGCUCGCCACGAAUAUUGCCCUUCAUUUGCGCUACGAGGAUCUCGUGCAGCGUCACGAACUCAACGACAUCUCGAACAUGGCAUUCACCAGCGAGGAGUUCGAACUGUGGCGCGACAAUUGCAUUUGUCAGGCCAUUGAGUGGCCAACCACAGAGUUGGUCGCUCGCAAGAAGAUCGAGUUGUAUAAUGCCCUAAACAGCGAGGGCAACAAGCUGCCGACGAUGAUGCUCCACAAGAACGGAUUGCUCACCACUGUGAUGCCAAUGCGGCCAAUGCCACGCGGUGGUUUACUGGAGCGAUUCGGUGGCAAGUAUCCCUGGAAGUUGCAACGUCCGUCGCCCAAGGAGAAGUUAAAUGCGAGUGAUGAUGCUGCUGCUACUGAUGCUUCAGGGAAUCGCGUCGUUGAGCUGGAGGCGAUCAACAAAGAGCUGGAACUGCAACGUAAAGCGAAACUUGGCUAAAGCGAACUUUUACAACUUUGUCUUCGACAUCAAAUUCCGAAAUCGAAUUGUUCUCUUUCAUGGUUCCACUUUCAUAAUUAUAUUAUAUUAUUAUAU
This is a messenger RNA of Drosophila sulfurigaster albostrigata, 1111 nucleotides long. Its product is annotated as RNA polymerase-associated protein RTF1 homolog. Gene Ontology annotation, cellular component: Cdc73/Paf1 complex. The record is from RefSeq and is a predicted model, not a curated record. NCBI's taxonomy places the organism in Eukaryota, Metazoa, Arthropoda, Insecta, Diptera, Drosophilidae. Bases 98 to 1015 code for a protein of 305 amino acids. The transcript has a single exon. Gene Ontology annotation, molecular function: DNA binding; RNA polymerase II C-terminal domain phosphoserine binding.